UUUUAGGACUUUAGAAUUCUUUAAGUUUAAUUCAGAUACUCAUUCACUAAUGCAGGAUGAGAAAGAGGCAGGACAGUAGAAAUUGUGUGGGAGAGUAAAGUUAGUUCAAAUAUUGAAUAGCUAGCUAUAUAUUCUAUACUUUAGCUAUAUUAUGUCCCUCGAUUUUCAAGACAACAGUAUGAUGUGGGUGAUCUAAUUAUCCCCAUUUUUACAGAUAAUCUCCAGAUACAGAGAGGUAACUUGCCUCGGGCCACCCAAUCAAUACACAGCAAAGCCCCAUGCAAAUCUGGGCUAUUUGGUUCUAGACUCUGAGCUGUUUCGACUUUGUGCCUAGGUAAACACUUUUGAGGGAAAAAAAAAAAAAUCCAGAUUUAAGAAUUUUUGCUAACCUUCUUACGGGCAAAUCACCUUUACUCAAAACUACUUUUAGUUUUUCCAUUUUGCUGUUUUUUUGUGUGUUUCCUUUUUUCUUUAACCGAUAACCCAAUCUAGACGGAACCUAAGGUGCAAAGGGCAUCCAGGGAGGUGGAGGGGGAGAAAGGGAAAGGCAGGUGGUGGUCGCAGGAUGUUGCCUACGAUUAGAGGCCCAGUGGAUUCUGGGAAUUGUAGUCCGAGACAUCCAGGGCAUUGCCGUUUAGGGAUACGGGAGAACCUGACUCUGCUCCCAGAAGCCUCUGGUGUGCCUCGCCGGGAACGCACUUCCUGGGACGCUGAGGGAGACGCUCCAAGAGGCUCCUCAGUGUGGGCGAGAAAAAUGCCCUGCGUGUGAGAAGCAGGUAGGUGUGGUCAAGAUGUUCCGAUUUCUGGGUCUUUUGCAUAAGUAACUGAGGAUUUUAUGUAAAACAGCUAAAUCCAGGGGACUCAGGGGCACUGGACGACGCUGACCACCUCUGUGGAUGUGAAAAUUGAGCUCAGAUUAUUGCUACUGUGUAUUCAGAACUGCAUGUUACUUCUAAGUUGAAUAAAGCUGUUUUGGAACUAUCAGGUACCUCAAAGGUCUGACUGACAGCACUCCACAAGCUUGCCUGCCAUGGGCUGUCGGGAUGUCCACGCAGCCACAGUCCUUUCGUUCCUGUGUGGAAUCGCUUCAGUAGCAGGCCUCUUUGCAGGGACUCUGCUUCCCAACUGGAGAAAAUUACGAUUGAUCACAUUCAACAGAAAUGAGAAGAACCUGACUGUUUACACAGGCCUGUGGGUGAAAUGUGCCCGGUAUGAUGGGAGCAGUGAUUGCCUGAUGUACGACACUACCUGGUACUCAUCAGUUGACCAGCUGGACCUGCGUGUCCUCCAGUUUGCCCUACCCCUCAGCAUGCUGAUCGCAAUGGGUGCCCUGCUGCUCUGCCUGAUUGGAAUGUGCAACACUGCCUUCAGGUCCUCGGUACCCAACAUCAAACUGGCCAAGUGUCUGGUCAAUAGUGCAGGUUGCCACCUGGUGGCUGGGUUGCUAUUUUUCCUGGCAGGUACUGUGAGCCUCUCCCCAUCUAUCUGGGUCUUCUUUUAUAACAUCCAUCUGAACAAGAAGUUUGAGCCAGUCUUUUCAUUUGACUAUGCAGUGUAUGUCACUAUUGCUAGUGCUGGGGGCCUGUUUAUGACUUCCCUUAUACUGUUUAUUUGGUAUUGUACAUGCAAAUCUUUGCCUUCUCCUUUCUGGCAACCACUGUAUUCCCAUCCACCCAGUAUGCAUACUUAUUCACAGCCUUAUUCAGCACGCUCUCGCCUCUCUGCCAUUGAAAUUGACAUUCCAGUAGUUUCACACACCACUUAAUGGGGAAAUAGUUAAUUGUUAAAACUUCUUGUAGCCUCACAUUCCCCUUGUGCAAGGAGCUCUUUUGGACCUAUAUACAUUUUCCUUUGUCUUUGACCAGUCAUUGAAGCCAAAUUUGUAUGUUCUGGUAGAAUGAAGUGCUGCUAGUUUUUAUGAGAAGUACAUUAUAUUAAGUGUGAAUUUUUUUAUUUUGCUUCUUAUACUGGAAGGAAUUUUAGCCUUCAUAUUGAUAUCUAAUCAAUUAUUUAAGUGGAAAAGGCCUGCAUCACAAUUGAGGUGAUUUAGAGCAACAUGUUAAAAGAAUGAUGGUUAUCAGAAACUCUCAUAUACAGUCUUCAUGAACAUUUCAGUGCAUAUUUUUCUUUUUCUACAAUACCUUUAACUGCAAAAAAAGAAGCAGUUUCAAAUAUAAGAAAUUUAUUUCAGGCAAAGGUAAUAUUUUAAUAGUAGUCAAUAAUCUAGCUUAAGGUUGUAACUCUUCUCUUUUGGGGCAGUUGUAUGAAUAGGUGUCAGUAUGUUGAAAAUUACUUUUGUGGGUUUCUUCUACCUCAUGCCAGUGUUUAAAAGUAAACUGUAUUUUGAAUGAUGUUAGAAUAAGACUAACAUUCUAAAUACCUACUACAUAUAAAUGACAUGUAACAAGUUUAACAUUAAUGAUUCCAUAAACUACAUUAUUGGGAUUAAACUGUGCUUUAUGACAGGUUAGUGUUUCCUCCAUGAAAAUUCUCUUUUGGAGAUAACAUUCAUCAAGCAGUACUCAUGCCCAUAUACAAUCUCUUACUGGCUAAGAGAAAUAAAUAGAAGGGCCAUAAUAGUUUGUUCUCUUUCACACAUAAUUUAGUAUGGGACAAGAAAUCUGUUCUUUGGUGACUACACUAGAGAUUUACUCUGGUAACUGCCUUUUGAGUUAUGGGUGAAGUAAGGUAUGGCCUUACCAUAACCUUGAUUCAUUCACCCUUGAUUAAUUUCCCACCCCGUCACUGAUUAUUUCCUUGAGCAUAUAUCUCUGCCUAACACUUCAGUAGGUGCUAUAGAGGAUACGUGAGAAGUAUGAGAUUGGUCCCAUCCAGUAAGACAUUUUAAUAGAGAAGAUUAAAAUGUUACCUGACAGUUGGGGAACAGUCUAACUUCAGUGGCAGUUGGCCUUAACUUCUUAAUCAUUAAUCCAGGAAUAUAUUUCAACCAGAAACAUGAAUUUCUGGCAAACAGACAAAUUGUACAAUACCAACAAUAUCCUGGACCUUGAAAUUCUGUUUACUUCAGUCCAUUGUAUCCUUAAGGCACCUGUGUUAGCCUAGAUUUUGUAAUAACACUCUUUUAUGAGAAUGGGCAAAAGUGGUAGAGAAAUCAAAUUGUUCCCUGUCCACUUCUGAAAGUAUGAUGAUGUAUUAAGGAAGGAGGAGUUAUUAAAAAUACCUCUUCUGUUGAGGUAACAAUUAGAUGAAACCAUGUUAAAACUGAGAUGAACACUAAGAAAUUCAGGGAUAUUGGGUCUUUAGCCUUAUGAAUUUGAGCUGCUUAUUUAAUUGGUGUAAUUUGCUACAUAUUAGUACUAUAUUCUUAAGGAUUUUUUAUUAAUCAUUACAGAUUUUACAAACAGCUAGUUGUACGGUAAACAGAUUAUUAUACUUUUUGCAAAUCUAAAUAUGAAUCUAGUUAGUAUUUGUGUAGAUGUAUUUGGUACUUUUUCCCCUAAUUCCAACACUAGUUUAUAUAUAUAGCAAAUCUAGUUGUAUAUAUUUUUAAAUACCAUCAGUAGAAAGCACACAAGCCUAUGUUUUUUUUAGUUAAUAGCUUCUGGUUUCUUUCACUCUUCACCUUUCUCAGAUGUAGCGGAGUCUUGAUCAUUUUAAGACAAUGGUGGGUAGAAUUUUGAGAUUAAUAUUACUUUUCCCUUUUUGUUAAUUAAUUUCAGUCCUUUCUCACUAUGCUUUUGUCCAGAAGGAUCAAGAAUUCUACCAUCUCCUGGGUCUUUGUGUAUAAACAAUGUUAAAGAAAGGUAGACUCAGCUAUUAAGAUACUAGACAGGUUUUUUAGUCCAUGGGAUUGUACAUAUAAACAUUAAGCUUUCCUAUAAGAAUCUUUUGGCUUUGUAAUCUUUAGUCUCAUAUUGGUAUUUAUUAUGGAUUCACUAGACAAACAGCUGUUUCCUUAUUGUCUUUUUCCUUUAGCGUUUCUGAUUUGCUAUCAGUAGCUAUUUUUAAAGCCAUCAAAGGAAAAUAAUUAUUUACAGUUUUUGAAGUCACUUUUGAGCCUUCAUCAAGCUCUCAUUGUGACGGGAGGGAUACCUUUUGUUGUUAAAAGCCAAUUAACGUUAAAGGCCUUUUAUGGAAGCUAACUUGGAAAACAACCUUAAAUGUGGAUGUAUCAGAUUUGAUUUAUCCAGCCAUGGGAGAGAAAACAAACCUAAGUUUACUUUACUUGUACAUACACACUACGAUGGAUAGUAUGUUUGCUGUAAACUACAAUGUAAAACCUCAAUAAAAGUGCACUGUACUUCUUGAUGUUUAUUAAAAGAUGAUGUAUUUUUACAA
Molecule: messenger RNA, 4299 nt
Organism: Saimiri boliviensis boliviensis (Bolivian squirrel monkey)
Lineage: Eukaryota; Metazoa; Chordata; Mammalia; Primates; Cebidae
Source: RefSeq, a predicted model, not a curated record